Messenger RNA from Dendronephthya gigantea, 1795 nucleotides. Its product is annotated as homeobox protein Hox-A9-like. The transcript has 2 exons. The record is from RefSeq and is a predicted model, not a curated record. Gene Ontology annotation, cellular component: nucleus. Gene Ontology annotation, biological process: regulation of transcription by RNA polymerase II. The coding region runs from base 152 to 751 and encodes 199 amino acids. Lineage: Eukaryota; Metazoa; Cnidaria; Anthozoa; Malacalcyonacea; Nephtheidae. Gene Ontology annotation, molecular function: RNA polymerase II cis-regulatory region sequence-specific DNA binding; DNA-binding transcription factor activity, RNA polymerase II-specific.
CAAUCAGAAAGGCCUAAUCCACACUGGUUCAGUCUUAAAAAGAGAUUCGUCACAGGUUAAUUAGAAGGUAUCGUUUUCCCCGUCAUCGUUGCAACAGAUUAUUCCAGAUAUAGUGCGUCGCGAAGGAACGAAGCGAAGAGAGAAAAACAGCAUGGAACCGUUUAAUCCGAACGUGUCGUAUAUGUAUCCACAUCAGUCGUGCUUCCCGGCGAGUUAUCAACCUCUGUUUAUGCAGCAACAGUUAGCACAAUUUCGGUAUGCAAAUUUUUCGCCGUCCUCUCUGCGUUCGCUCUCGCAUCCCGCGUUCAUGCACUAUCCUAGCUUGCCUGCCGGCUCCGAGCAAAUAAAAACCAUCUCCGAGUACAGCACGUUGGCUGAAACGACCGAACAUUCGAGUUCCCGUUCCUUCGACUCGUGUAAUAGCCUCGAUGAUUCGCAGAACGAAGACCCCGGCUUGGAGGACGAUCAGGCCGAUCCAGCCAGUUCAGAUCACUGGCUGGUUCGACAACCGUACCGUAGCCGGAAAAGAAUGGCCUACACGCGACAACAACUACUUGAACUCGAGAAAGAAUUUCAUUUUACGCGCUAUUUAACGCGAGAGAGGAAGAGAGAGCUGGCCGACAAUCUAAAGUUGACAGAGCGACAAAUCAAAAUAUGGUUUCAGAAUCGUCGCAUGAAAUGGAAAAAGGUGAACAAUCCUGUUAUCCCAACGAACCGAGGAAUGAUGAAGCAGACGCAGUCAAAACGGUAACCUUGAAUCUUAACCCGGGACAAUAAUUGUCUUCGCGUUCAACGCGGACUUGCAAAGCUUGCGAGCCAAUUGUACUAACUGUAACCUUCAUGCAUAUAGGCAUUGCAUGUCAUUAUUUAAAACAAAAUUUUAAUGCCAAGAUAUUUUGAAUUCGAAGACCUUUCCUUGAAAAGGUCGGCAACGUUUCUCACUGAUAAAAUAUCAAUUCGCUAAAAAGGUUUAUAUUUUAAGUCAAGACAUUCCGAUGGGUUUUCCCAUAGAAAAGGAACUAAAUUCAAUACGGUAAUACCUUAAGCUUCGUAAACAUGGCUUAACCUGCGACAAAUUAACGAAUUCUAUUCAAAUAAUUUUAAAACGGUGAUGUUAUAAAACUGUACAAAUACGGUAUAUAUAUGUAUAUUCGAAGGGUUCAAGUCUUCGUUUUAGAAUGUAAAUUAUUUAGAAAAUAAUUUUAAUUGUUAUCAGUUGAGAUAUUUUUUGUUUCUUUAGUUCUGAGGUGUUUUUUCGUGCGCGAUAAUUCAUUCUCCGACGUUUGGCUUUCGGUCUAAUUUCGAGCGAAUAAAAACCGAAUAAAAGGAAAGCUUUGUCGCAAUGGUAUUAUGGUCUUCCUGUCUGCUUAGGGAUUUAGGUUGAUGAGAAUGUGUGCCGAUUGGAGCAGGUUAAAGCCGUCUCUAUGUAACUAAAGGACUAGGCACAAUAUAGUUGAGUAAACUUCUAUGUUGUCUCACACAUACAUCAUGACACCAACUGGCGCCUCAUCCCACAUCAACCACGCCAUUAUGGCGGCGAGCACUUGAAAUUUUUGAAUAAUGGCUUUUGACAAAACACGAAACUCGAACUUUAUUAGGAUCUUUACAUCAACCAUAUUACAUCUCUGAUAUGAAAUAUGACAGAAGUUCUUGUUUUGCACAGAAUCACAGCCGAAACCGGCGUAUGCGCAAGCGAAAAUCUAGCCGAAAAUACGAAUAUUUAAAUGUGUUUACGAAGCGAAGCUGCCAUGAAUUGAAAUGAUAAUGUUUGAUGUUUAGACAACUUGAAUAAUCU